AUGAUCAGUGACCUGACAGAAAGCAUCGUUUUGGUUCAUGGUGAGGACGCCCUAGAGUCCGUACUGGCUGAGAGUGUCAUCUUCGCCCUGUUGUCGGAGCGUCGCCUGGGCCCUCGCCUCUACGGUGUCUUCCCUGGUGGACGACUUGAGCAGUUUAUCCCUGCUCGCUCACUGUUCACCAGUGAAUUGGCAGACCCUGAACUGUCAUCCAUCAUAGCCACUAAAAUGGCUAACAUCCAUGCACUCAAUGUUCCUAUCAGCAAAGAGCCCACAUGGAUAUGGAAUACAAUGGAGAA
Messenger RNA from Homarus americanus (American lobster), 296 nucleotides. RefSeq names its product choline/ethanolamine kinase-like. NCBI's taxonomy places the organism in Eukaryota, Metazoa, Arthropoda, Malacostraca, Decapoda, Nephropidae. Gene Ontology annotation, cellular component: cytoplasm. The record is from RefSeq and is a predicted model, not a curated record. Gene Ontology annotation, biological process: CDP-choline pathway; phosphatidylethanolamine biosynthetic process. Gene Ontology annotation, molecular function: ethanolamine kinase activity; choline kinase activity.